Messenger RNA from Drosophila subobscura, 1337 nucleotides. Its product is annotated as palmitoyltransferase ZDHHC6. Gene Ontology annotation, cellular component: Golgi apparatus. NCBI's taxonomy places the organism in Eukaryota, Metazoa, Arthropoda, Insecta, Diptera, Drosophilidae. The record is from RefSeq and is a predicted model, not a curated record. Bases 60 to 1322 code for a protein of 420 amino acids. Gene Ontology annotation, biological process: protein palmitoylation. The transcript has a single exon. Gene Ontology annotation, molecular function: palmitoyltransferase activity.
CUUUAAAUCGAAAUUUUAACAAAAAUAUUUUGUUUUAUUUUUUUCCAAAAACUUCAAUCAUGUUCUGCGAUUGGUUGUUUGAACUGCGGCGAUUCCUGCACUGGGGACCCGUGAUUGUGUUCAGUUUGAUGGCCGGUGUGACGGGGACAACCGUCUAUUUGAACGAAAUGUGGUGGCCCCCCCAGGAGUCGUUCUACGCGGCCAUCAACUUUGUUUCGAUUGUGUUCUUGAAUCUGAUCACCCUGUAUCACUUUGGCAUGUCGAUUGUGGUGGGACCCGGCCUGCUGCCAAAACACUGGCGCCCCAAUUACCCCGAGGAGGAGCAGUUUCUGCAGUACUGCAAGGUGUGCGAGGGAUACAAGGCGCCGCGGGCUCAUCACUGCCGCCGCUGCAAUCGAUGUGUGCUGCGGAUGGACCAUCACUGUCCGUGGAUCAACAACUGCAUCGGAUGGGCCAAUCAGGCGAAUUUCUUCUACUUCCUGUUCUUCUUCAUGCUCGGCAGCAUUCAGUCGGCCGUGAUCAUUGGCAGCUCCUUCUACGAUGGCAUCUAUCGCCGGGCAUAUCUGCAGCAGGGGGACAUUCGAGUCAUCUUUACCCUCCGCAGUGCCGUGGCAUGUGUCUACAGCCUGGGCGUUAUUGUGGGCGUAUUCCUGGCCACGUUGAAGCUCAUGCAAAUGCAGAUCAAGACGAUAAUGUGGAACUGCAACGAGAUCGAGUGCUGGAUUGUGAAGAAGGCCGAGUUUCGUCGCUACAUGAAUGGCUCGAAUGGCAGGCCCAUUCCCACAUUCGACUACCCAUACGAUCUGGGUGUGUGGCGGAACAUUUUGGAGUUUUUCAAUCCCAGCAGCGAUGGCAUCAACUGGCCCGUUCGCCCUGGCUCCGAUCAGUACACCAUGACACGCGAGCAGCUGGCCCAAAAGCUGGAGAAGCGGGCACGCACCCGCACCUACAAGUGCGUCGCACCGGCCACUGGGUACUGGCUGCCCAUUCUCUCCCAAGGCCUGAUGGUCACCGUGUGCCUGCCGUGUGCCGACGAUCCACGCAUUGUCCUGAAGAUUGGAGAUCUCGUGCACGUGACACGCAUUCAGGACUACUGGCUGUACGGCGAACGUGUGCUGUCCAAGAAGGAGCAGAAGCUGCAGAAGAAGCACCAGCUCAAAGGGCACAUACGCGGCUGGUUUCCGCGCUGCUGUGCCGUCGAGUCGCUUGAUGAUGAGGAGGUUGACCUGACUGUCGGAGACACUGGGCAAGUCCAUGAGCAGAAGAAGACCCAGGUAGGAUCCAAGGCCAAGAAGCGCUGUCGCAAGUGCUGCCACAACUAAAGUGUAUUUGGAGGU